GAUUCGGCUUGGAAGUGGGUCGCUCACCAAGCCAAGCGUAUUCAACUUCAAUCUCUUUUGUGUUGGUUUGUGUUGUUGCGGAUGAGUGGAGGCCUACUUCUUCUCCCCCCUUCCCCCCUAGAGGUCUCUGCCGACGAUCAUCUUCCAAGUUUUUCAAAAAAUAAAAGCCACCGCCAGCCGAGGUCUUCUUGGAUUGUUCUGAUGAGUUUUGUGAAGAACGCGCGUUGUGUUCACACUUCCAGAAAAAGUAACUCUGGCAUCUCUCGGAUGCGACUCAUGGCGGAUACACAGCUUUUAGUUUUUCUUCUUCUGGCAUGCACGUGGACGGCAACAUCUGGUCAACUAAACCGAUUAAAAGUACCACGUCAUAGAGUUGGCACCUCUAAAUUCUCUCUGAACCCCUUAAAGCCACUGAUGAAUCUGAUGCGCCAAGAUCCAAUGAAGGCGUCUGCUACAAGGCAUCAUAUGAAGUACUUACCUCCUCCUCCCAGCAUGUACCAACAGAUGGCACUUCCAUCCAGAACUUCCAGCGUCGUGUACGGUAUGCAUCCUUAUCGGCCUUACCCUUCCCACCAUGUGAGAAUGCUUCCACCAUCAACAGUAUCUCUGCUACCGCAGUACAUGGCAUCCCCAUCUUCGCACAUGUAUUCAAAUAUUUACAAUGACCAUCAAGUCUACAGACCUUUGCCAUCGGACAUGCAAGUUAAGGCAGUUCGCAUCCCAACCAAAAUCCGGAAGCCAGCAGCAUCAGUGGAUUCUUUGAACAUAGCUGACUCAGUGGUGCGUCAGCUACUGGAUAUGUCCAGUCAGAAACAGCAAUCUGAAAACAACAAUAAUCCAUCCGUACUGGUCAUAGAAGAUCCAGAUGUGACCUCUUCCAGUCAACAGUCGGAGAUAUUUGGUGAUACUUUAGCACAAUCUCCACAAAAGAUAAUGUUAGCGCCUCCGGUUCAUGCGGAGUACGCGCAAGAUUCGUCAGCAGAUGUGUCAAGCAAUUCCGCGAGCAAUCCAGAAGUAUUUGUAAUUGUUUCUAAAAACAAAGGUAAAAACAAUUAUUAUAUAGAUGAAAAGAAACAAGAUCUCCUUUCCUCGCCAAGUUCUUCAUCGAAAUCGAAGAAAUUUAAGAUUACCUCUGCUUAUGAUGAAAAUGGCGAUCGCCAAGUCUGGAUCAUCAAGUAAAUGAAACCUCAUCUGAUUAGUUGAAUGUACAAGACUGUAUCGUCUGUUUAACCUAUCAAUCUUAUUUACAGCCAAUGUUCCAUGAAGGAACGGAAAUGUUCAAAGAAUCUGAUGAACUUGCAAUAAUGAAAACGAAAGACUUAAACAUAUCUGAUCCUUAAAAAUAUAAACUUUCUUUCACUCCUGGUGAGUGAACAAAUAAAACAUUUUUGGUGCUGGCACAUUUUUUUGUUGACAGCAAAAUGAUAUGAAAGUUUUACAAAUCAUUUUGUCAUAGUAUUAAUUCCAACAGAAAGAUUGUGAAAUCUUUAUGUUAAAAAAAAUAUUGUAAUUAGUUAUAUAUGCAUUUAAAAAAAGUAAUGAAAAUAUUUCAUUGACACGCUGGACGUGUAGUCACGGCCAUUUCUUGUAAACGAAAUCAAAUAUACAAAAAUCCUUAAAAUAUCGACUGAGUUAUUUUACUAGUAAUAAUGAAUAUAAACUUUAUCAAUUAUAUUUCCAACCAAUGACAUAAGACCAUACAGAUUAAAAAUCUGGACACUAUAAACUUACCUAACCCAAUCACACGAUUAAUGCAGUCUAUAAAAUAUUAAUAAUUUAUUUGCUUAGUUCUGUAGAUGUUUUACACCUUUUUUAGACAAAACCUAAAACGUUAUUUGACAGUGAAGAAAUUAUAAAUCACUUUCUAUCAUGGCACUAAUCAGUUUUUAUUCCGAAUUUUUUUUUAAUUAAAUAGUUUUCAUUUUUCACAUGAAUCAACUUUUAUACUUACAGUAAAUGACUCAGUUAUAUAUUUAAAAAAAUGCAUGACGCAACUACA
Messenger RNA from Argiope bruennichi, 1999 nucleotides. RefSeq lists its product as uncharacterized. The transcript has 2 exons. The record is from RefSeq and is a predicted model, not a curated record. The coding region runs from base 82 to 1179 and encodes 365 amino acids. NCBI's taxonomy places the organism in Eukaryota, Metazoa, Arthropoda, Arachnida, Araneae, Araneidae.